Messenger RNA from Bicyclus anynana (squinting bush brown), 2452 nucleotides. RefSeq names its product transmembrane protein 43 homolog (gene Tmem43). The record is from RefSeq and is a predicted model, not a curated record. Gene Ontology annotation, cellular component: nuclear inner membrane. The coding region runs from base 347 to 1513 and encodes 388 amino acids. Gene Ontology annotation, biological process: nuclear membrane organization. The transcript is spliced from 8 exons. Lineage: Eukaryota; Metazoa; Arthropoda; Insecta; Lepidoptera; Nymphalidae.
UCAAGGUUUCUUUUUAUUUCUGUCAAAGAGUAAAUUAAUUUUUUAUUAAAUUUUAAUAAUGUAGGGUAAAUAAAAAUAGCUGAUUAGCUGUUCCAAGGAACAUACGGAUUGCCCAUAUAUAAAAAGUACUCUGUGUUUGUGAUUGCGAUUGGUGAAUAACUGAAUAGCCGCAGCAGCUGAUUUUCCGCGAUUUUCUUUUACACUCUGUUUUCUCUACUUGUUUUAUUUACGAAUUAUUCGAUUUGUAAUUUGUUAAUUUGAAAUUAAUUAAUUUGAAGUUAAUUUAAAUUUUUAAAAUUUUGUUAAUUGUUCGAUUUUAUUAAUAGUUAUUUGUUCCACAGUGAAGAUGGAUUGGACAGCAGUAUGUAACCAGUUUAAACAGACUUGGCUCACUACGCUCAUGAGCUUGAUUUUAUUCUCUGGAGUUACCUAUUUUUUGAUAUGGGCAGAGGGUCAAACAAUACAGAGCAACCUUAUCCUGGAAGACCUUGUGUCUGCAGCAGAGAGCAUAGAUGUGCAUGCAGGUGAUGAGGCGGAACGCUAUGAAGGUCGUGUCGCACAUAUUGUAGGACCCUUGAGAAUCCUGGAACCCAUUUCUGAGCCUGACUAUAACAUUCAUGUACAGGCUGUAAAGUUGAGGAAAAGAGUGCAAAUGUACCAAUGGAUAGAAGAGACAACUGAAACAGAAAAUUUUUUGAGUGAGCCAGCUGAAGAGUCUCAGAAAACGUAUUGGUACCACAAAGACUGGAGAGACUAUGUGGUUGAGUCUUCCUUAUUCUACAUCAGACCAGGACAUCAUAAUCCAUCCUCCAUGCCAAUGUUUAGUGAAACUCAUAUAGCUGACAAUGUUAAGAUUGGAUGGAUGCACCUAGGACUAGAUGUAAAGAGGAAAGUAAAUGACUAUUAUGAAAUCUGGUCAGACACAAGGCCUGACCGGAGUGAUAUCAAAUUGCACUCUGGUUUCUAUUACCACGGGAACAGCGCUCUGGAACACGAAAUAGGUGAUCUUCGAAUUCAUUUCUCUUAUGCGGGACGAGAGGAUGACAUUUACACAGCAGUUGGUGUGGUUGAGAGAGGAGUACUACAACCGUACAGUGUAGACAAGUUCCCUACAGCUGACCCGUUGUCUUUAAUGAGGAAGGGUUCAUACAGUCUGAAACAGUUGUACGACUUAGAGAAAGGUGUUGCCAAUACACACACCUGGAAAUACAGGAUGCUUGGCUUUGUGCAAGUUUUUGCAUCUGCCAUGACACUUCAUCCAGAAUGGUUAACACUGUUUAUGCAAUGCCAGUGGAUUUCCAGCAAUCUGAGGAGGUGCACAAGAUUUUGGAUCAACUUAGUUCUAUCUUUUUCAUAUACUCUCCUCAUCAUAUCUAUACCUUGGUUAUUCCACAAGCCAACCUUCGGGGUAAUGGUGCUUGGUGGUGCAAUGUUGCCCAUACUGCAUUAUUCUACAUUGCUGACUCGGGAUGCACCUGAUGUUACAAGAUACACUCGCUGGGAAGAUCGCUGAGGCGCUAUAAAAAUAUGGGAAUUGCUCAAAAUGGUUGUUUUUUAUACUAUAAACGUUAUGCAGGAACCACAUGUUUGGCACUUCCAGCAGACUCCAAACCUCUGCUUCAUUUUGGAAACCAAACAUCGCGAUUGCUUGCGUCAUCGUGUUGACUUAAAAUAAAUAACCAAAUAAACGGGAAAAUAAGUGAAAUAUUUUAAAAAGUUACUCAUAUCUACACCUACAGUUACUAUUUUUUUACACAAUCGCACAAAAUUUUAGUCUUUUUAAUUAAUAUUAGUUUUUAAAAUUGUACAUCUACCAUGUUGAUUGGAAUUUGUGAUGGUUUGCACAGAUUUGGCAAGAGUACGGAUUUGGUUGUAUGAACGAGUCGAAUCAAGUCAAUUCUCAUUUUAGUGCUAUCUAGGUGUGCAUAGGCGUUAAAUUAUUAUAUACUCAGAGGCACAAUUAUCCGCCUACUUUAAUCUACUCGCGUCUUAUUAAAGUGGGCGGAUAUUUGUGCCUCUGAGUAUAGUUACAUGACUAUGUUUUUACUAUUGCCUCACUAAUAUAGAGUAAAGUUUUAUGUGUGUGUGUGCCUUAGUGUAAGUUUUGUCUAUGCAAAGAAAAUAAGUAUGUGCAUUUAAGCAUUUUAAAUGAUUUCGAAUAUUAAUUUAUGUCACCCUAAGUGUAAAUAUUUAAAAUAAAAACCAUUUGUUAAUAAUAUUAAUAUAAGUUUAACUACUAUGUAUAAUACUAUAAACUAAAUUAUAAAAUACACGUGACCAUGUAGGUAGGUAAUUUGAUUGUUUGAAACUUACCAUAUCAGAUUGUUUUUGUAGCAAAGAUAACAUACUAAAAUAAGUAAGUAUAGAAUACUAUAUAUUUCAGUAUAUAGUAUUCUAUUAUAUUUAAGUACCUAAUUGAGUAUUGUGUAAAUAAUAAACUUUAAAUUAUUAA